This is a messenger RNA of Sinocyclocheilus grahami, 2635 nucleotides long. Its product is annotated as NADH-ubiquinone oxidoreductase 75 kDa subunit, mitochondrial-like. The transcript is spliced from 19 exons. Gene Ontology annotation, biological process: ATP synthesis coupled electron transport. NCBI's taxonomy places the organism in Eukaryota, Metazoa, Chordata, Actinopteri, Cypriniformes, Cyprinidae. Gene Ontology annotation, cellular component: membrane. The record is from RefSeq and is a predicted model, not a curated record. The coding region runs from base 99 to 2300 and encodes 733 amino acids. Gene Ontology annotation, molecular function: NADH dehydrogenase (ubiquinone) activity; iron-sulfur cluster binding.
AUUUCCGUCAUCUACGUAAACACCCGAGUACACAUUCACAACUGAACCUGCGGCUGUAACGCUGUUCUGGUCUAGAAGGCCAAAUAGCGUCAAGCGACAUGUUGCGUUGGCCAGCAGUAAGUCGGGCUUUGGCUGGUGCGGCCCAUUCCAAGGGCUCCAUUGCCACCACUAACAAUGUGCGGACUUCAGUCCGGGCCUCAAGCAAUAUGGUUGAGGUGUUUGUAGAUGGAAAACCUGUCAUGGUGGAGUCAGGGACCACUGUUCUACAGGCUUGUGAGAAAGUAGGUGUGCAGAUUCCUCGUUUCUGCUAUCAUGAUCGUCUUUCAGUGGCUGGUAACUGCCGCAUGUGUCUGGUGGAAAUCGAGAAAGCACCAAAGCCUGUUGCAGCAUGUGCAAUGCCUGUCAUGAAAGGGUGGAACAUUUUGACCAAUUCAGAGAAAACACGGAAAGCCAGAGAGGGAGUCAUGGAGUUCCUGCUUUCCAACCACCCUCUUGACUGUCCAAUCUGUGAUCAGGGAGGAGAGUGCGAUCUGCAGGACCAAUCGAUGAUGUUUGGUGCUGACAGAAGCCGUUUUACAGAAGGGAAGAGAGCAGUUGAAGAUAAGAACAUCGGCCCGCUCAUUAAAACAAUCAUGACCCGCUGUAUACAUUGCACACGUUGUGUUCGUUUUGCCAGUGAGGUUGCUGGUGUGGAGGACCUGGGAACCACGGGACGUGGUAACUCCAUGCAGAUUGGUACUUACGUAGAGAAGAUGUUCAUGUCUGAAUUGUCUGGUAAUGUGAUUGACUUGUGUCCUGUUGGAGCACUGACGUCCAAACCUUACGCUUUCACUGCACGACCCUGGGAGACCAGAAAGACUGAGUCUAUUGAUGUGCUGGAUGCUGUUGGCUCCAACAUUGUAGUGAGCACCAGAGGUGGUGAGGUCAUGAGAAUUCUGCCCCGUUUGAACGAGGAUGUCAAUGAAGAAUGGAUAUCCGACAAGACCAGGUUUGCAUAUGAUGGACUGAAGAGGCAGCGCCUGACCCAGCCAAUGGUGAAGGAUGCCAGUGGACAGAUGGUUGCCACCACCUGGGAGGAUGUUCUUACACGUGUGGCUGGAGCACUCCAGGGUGUUCAGGGUUCUGAGGUAGGAGCUGUUGCUGGUGGGAUGGUAGAUGCUGAGGCACUGGUUGCUCUGAAGGACCUACUGAACAGACUGGACAGUGACACCCUCUGCACUGAGGAGAUCUUCCCAAUGGCUGGUGCCGGAACCGACCUGCGCUCCAAUUACCUCUUGAACAGCCGUAUCACUGGCAUUGAGGAGUGUGACUUCCUGCUUUUGGUUGGAACAAACCCACGUUAUGAGGCUCCUCUCUUCAAUUCACGUAUCCGCAAGAGUUGGUUGCAUAAUGAGCUCCAGGUGGCCAUGGUGGGUCAUAAGGUGGACCUGAGCUACUCUUACGAACAUUUGGGUGAAACCACACAAGUUCUGCAGGAGAUCGCUGCUGGAACACACCCUUUCUGCAAGGUCCUAGCCCAGGCCAAAAAGCCUGUCGUAGUGUUGGGCAGCUCCACUCUCCAGAGGGAAGAUGGGGCAGCCAUCUUUAAGGCCGUGUCCACAAUCGCUCAAAACUCUCGGGUCAGCAGUGGUGUUGAGGAUGGAUGGAAGGUGCUCAAUGUGCUGCACAGGGUGGCUAGUCAAGUGGCAGCCCUGGACUUGGGUUACAAACCUGGUGUUAAUGCCAUCCAGAAGAACCCUCCCAAAGUACUGUUUCUCCUGGGAGCCGAUGCUGGCUGCAUCACCAGAGCAGACCUUCCCAAAGACAGCUUUAUCAUCUACCAGGGUCACCAUGGAGAUGUAGGUGCAGUCAUGGCUGAUGUCAUCUUGCCUGGUGCUGCAUACACCGAAAAGAAUGGCACAUACGUCAACACAGAGGGCCGAGUCCAGCAGACCAGGGUGGCAGUUACUGCUCCUGGUAUGGCACGUGAAGACUGGAAGGUUUUGCGUGCUAUUUCUGAGCUGGCGGGAGUCGCACUGCCAUAUGACACACUGGCUGAGGUGAGGAGAAGGCUGGAAGAGGUCUCUCCUAACCUGGUGAGAUAUGAUGAUGUAGAGGAAGCCAAUUAUUUCAAACAGGCCCAUGAGCUUUCAAAGGCUGUGAAACAGUCAUUGCUUGCAGCUCCUCUUGUCCCCCCUCAGCUCACAGUGAAGGAUUUCUACAUGACAGACCCCAUCAGCAGAGCCUCUCAGACAAUGGCCAAGUGUGUGAAGGCUGUGACAGAAGGAGCAGCAGCAGUUGAUGAGCCCUCAAUUUGUUAAAACUCUUUCAGGCAUACACUAAAUAGUCAUCGUCAAGUACAUGUACAACCACAUACCUGGAUUUCAGCAUAUUUUGCUGUGUGUCUCCCGUCUCUUUCAUAGUCAGACUUUACCAGAGGAGCAAAAAUGUGUGAAAUUAAUCUCGCUCAUAUUUAAUAGGAUUUGAAGGGCGUUGUAAAGUUUUCGUUCCCAUGAUUUGGCUGAAUGAGGUCUGCUUUGUUUUGGAAAGCUCUUAUCAUGAUAAAUAAAAAUGUAUUAUAUCAAUAUACCAUUGUCACCGUUGACAUCGCUGGUAUAAAUUAUUCAAAGCAAGGGCACAGUAGAAAAAAUUCUGU